This is a messenger RNA of Ruditapes philippinarum (Manila clam), 2283 nucleotides long. Its product is annotated as sodium- and chloride-dependent glycine transporter 1-like. Gene Ontology annotation, cellular component: membrane. Gene Ontology annotation, biological process: sodium ion transmembrane transport. NCBI's taxonomy places the organism in Eukaryota, Metazoa, Mollusca, Bivalvia, Venerida, Veneridae. The record is from RefSeq and is a predicted model, not a curated record.
AGACUCUGUUAUUGUUUCGUUUAUCAACUGUGCCACGAGUGUCCUCGGAGGGUUUGUCAUCUUCUCAGUGCUUGGGUACAUGGCACACCAAACUAACCAAGCCGUCGCAGAUGUCGCCGACAGUGGUCCCGGUCUCGCUUUUGUCGCAUAUCCAGAAGGAAUCGCGAGACUUCCGGUUUCAUCCCUUUGGGCCUUCCUCUUCUUUUUCAUGAUUCUUAUACUUGGACUGGACAGUCAGAUGGUAAUGAUGGAAACAGUUAUCAGCGGAAUAACAGAUGUAUUUCCCCAGGUUCUCCGAAGGAAGAAAGCAUUGUUCACGUUUGUUUGUUGUAUGAUCGGGUUUGUACUCGGUAUACCUAUGACUUGCAAGGGCGGAAUAUUUGUGCUGACAUUAUUUGACUGGUAUGCAGGCUCGUAUAACCUGAUGAUCGUAUGUCUGUGUGAACUCAUUGCUGUCGUAUGGAUUUAUGGUAUAAAAAAUUUCAUGCGAGACGUUGAGAUGAUGAUUGGAAAGAAACCAGCAAUAUUCUGGGCUUACUACUUGCCAAUGUGGGUUAUUAUUACUCCUGUAGCUGUACUGUUUAUUGUUAUUAUGUCGGCUAUUAACUACACACCUGUGUAUUACUACACCGACCAACCUUUUCCAUCAUGGGCUCAAGCUGUUGGCUGGAUCCUCGCAUGUCUUCCUCUUUUGUGGAUAAUAAUAGGAGCCAUUGUCGUACUUGUCAAAAACAACUUUAAUAUACGCGAGGCAGUGAGACCGAGGCCUGACUGGGGACCAAGAUUAAAGGAAAACCGAACUGGAAGAUAUUAUGGAGACAGCUAUGGUUACGAAUCGGACGAGAUGGCUGGGAUAGUUCCAAAUGUGUAUGUCGUAGAAACGAACAUACAUUCGCCGGAAAAUGGUUACAAACUUUAGAUGAAAUGUAGAUCAGUGAAAUGUGUAUCUACUAUAGUUUUCCCAUUGUAAUGUUUUAAUUAUAUGUAUAGAUCUAACCCGUAAUAACCGUAAAAGUUAAAUGGUAAACUAUUGGACACUUUGUGUGUGUUUUAUUAUGUCGUAAACUGUUUUCGCUUGGCAUGCGUUUGAUAUUCUAUUCAUAGAAAUGAAAAACAUGUAUUUAUUCUUGGUAGAGCUAUUAAGUAAAGUAAUUGUGUAAAGAGUGUGUUGCACGAGAUUUUCGUGAAUCAACUAAGCGUGUCAGAUUUUUAUGUAUCAAAUCACUCGAGGUAAUUGCAUUGCUUUAUUCGCAUGUUUAUUUUUCCAUCCCAUCCCUCUAACCCUUACGUAAUAGUUACCGUACGAGGAAUAGGUCUGCAUAGUAUUUACAGACCCGGAUGGCGAUUUGAAGACCGAGAGAGCGUAGCGAUCGAGGUUUUUAAAAGGCCACCGGGUCUGUAAAUACUAUGCAGACCUAUUCCGAGUGCGGUAACUAUCUUACCUACAUGCUCUUUUGUUUUUCUAUCCAUACAUCAGUAUUUAUUAAUAUUACUCACAAGAAACAUAUUACUUAUGUACUUUAUCAUGUUUAAGAAAACAUUCCAAAGCAAAGCAAAGAUACCAUCCGCUACGCUCUUGUAAUUUGUUCGUUCACAAAUCAUGUGUUAUUUGAAUAUUCUCGUGAUUUUCGUGGGGUUUCAUUAAGUAAUAAGGUCAGGUAAUGUACUUGUUGAGUUGAGUCACAGAAAAUGAGUCGAGUAGGGAAAGGUAAGGUCAUUAUUUUGAUAUUGUCAAUAUAUGAAUACAUAACAUUUUAAUAAUAUAAACAAACACUGAGGAAGAUAAAAAUGUUUUCUAAUCAUAAAAACGGAACACUUUAUCUUUAUAUACAGGGCUGGGAAUCAAAACUGCGUCGUAUCCUACAAAAUGUAAACAAACGCCGCCAUCUUGGAACGAAAAACGUAUGUUUAUGUUUAUAACUCUUUUUGUUGGAAAUGACUGAAAAACAGAUACAUGUAUUAACACGCUACACUAUUUUCCGCUUCGUUCGGUAUAUGUUGCUUGCACAACUAUUUUGUAAAACAAAAGUUAUAGCGAACUUGCAACUCGAAGCGGAGCAGAAUUUUUGUGAAAAUGUGUGGAUACGACGCAGUUCAUAUUGCUUUAUACAUUGUUUUUUCCUUCAAAUAAAUUAUAUACUCAUUUCAGAGUUUACCAUUAACUUUGAAAUAUGAUUUUGCAUCAUUUACUAAAAUUUCAUAAGAAAGAGAUAUUUAUUUUCUAAGAAAAUAAUGAUUUUUACGAAAUGAUACGACGCAGUUGAAAAUAAAAUAUGAUACGAC